AAUCCUGCCGAUUUAUUGUCCUAUCUUUCGAAAAAACUAUCAAAAAUAAUCGUGUGCACUUUUGAAAAUUGUUUUUAUUAUUUUGUAUACUAAAGAUGUAUUUAUAUUCCGUCUUAAAAAUUUAUUUAAAACAGAACAUUCUAAAUAACUAUAUAUAUGCAGCUUUGUUAAUCUUACAAUAACAAUGAUUUUUCUUUUUAUACAAAUAUCGUUUAUGCUACAAAAGGUGAUGGGAAUGACAAAUGUUGUAAUUCCACUCCAUGCCCAGAAAUAGUAGCUAAUUCCAUGUCAAAUGAAAAUGUAUCAGAAAAAACAAAUGUACUCAGAACAGAUCAUGAAAAUGCUAGUGUACAGCCUAUUGAAGAUACAGCUGCUACUACAUCCCAAGACAUACCACAAGAAAAAAUAGACUUCAAAGUAAUCUACAACAAACAGAAGAUUAAUAUAAAUUUUGCAUUGGAUGGUACUGUGGCAGAGCUGAAAGCACAUCUUCAAAAUAUUAUUUCUGUGCCACAAGUAAUGCAGAAAGUUAUGUUUAAAGGAUUAGCCAAAGAUGAUCAAACGCUUAGAAACUUGGGAGUUACGAAAGGUGCCAAAGUCAUGAUAGUGGGAUCAAAACUAGAUGAUGUAUUAGCUGUAUCAAUUCCCUCAAAGCAGGAUCUUGCAGAUGAAGCUAGUUCUACAGCAAGUAAGGAACCUUUGUCGCAACAAAAAAUUCAUCGUAAAGUUUUAGAUAAAGGUAUUCCAGAUGAUGUCAUGCCUGGUAUAUUAGAUAGUAAGGAACCACUACCUGAAUUUCCUAUCUCAGGUAUGCUGAAUAAAUCUGGUGGCAAGGUUAGACUUACAUUUAAAUUGGAGCAAGAUCAGCUUUGGAUUGGUACAAAAGAAAGAACGGAUAAAAUUCCUAUGAACUCAAUAAAAGGUGUCCAUAGUGAACCAAUACAUGAUCAUCCAGAGUAUCAUAUUAUGGGUAUACAAUUAGGCACAACAGAAGCAUCAAGAUAUUGGAUAUACUGGGUUCCUGCACAAUACAUAUCAGCCAUCAAGGAUGCUAUUCUUGGAAAAUGGUGUUACUUCUGAUCAAGUGCAAAUGGAAAUUUCGUUUUCUCUGAAAACAAUGUGUAAUCAAGUGUAAACAUUGACACAAAUACGAUUGUGCUAGUCACACACUUUUAACAGUAAGUAAUAACUUAUUUUGCGUUGAAAUGUCACUGAGGAGUCCCAAUAAAAAUAAUUUGUUCUAGUAAAGAAUACCUUAUAGGUAAUUAAGAUUUCAGUUAAUAGUGAUAUGAUAUGCGUCUCAAUUCAUUUUGCCAAUGUUUCAGGUUCUUAGAAUAAACUUUUGAAAGUGCUUUUAAAUUAUGUGGCACAUGACAUAUUCUGUGAUUAUUGGAACUUCCAUAGCUCAUAAUGUAUUACAAUGUUACACAGUUUAAAGAGCAGUUUCUUUUUCUAGGAGGGGGGAGAGGUAAUGUAAUCAUAAAUUACAUUACAUCAAAUCCAUAUAUUGUCCUAAUUAAACAUGAAUCACAAGAAGAGCAUUGUUUUUAUUUGGACACUUUAGCCAAAAAAUUAUAGCUUAAAUGAGUCAAUUGGAAAAUUCUAUGUUUUCUGAUUAUUUAAAAUAGGGGCUUUUGAACUUUAGAAUAAAAGUGAACAUUUUGUAAAAUUACAUUUAUAGGAAGAAGCGAAGAAAGAAGUUAUGAUGUUGCAUUUACUGACAUUUGAAGUUCGUCGAGAAAUAUUUCAUCUGAUUACCAUAAUUGGGGAAAAAUUUAAUCAAUUAUUGCAUCUAAAUAUUUCAUUUAAAAUUAUUUAUCAUAAUUACUUAUCAUUAAAGUAAAUUAAUAUGAGAAACAUUUAAAAUGGAAUUUUACACAGUUAAAAAAAAAUUUUUUUUCUACAUUAAUUAAUUAUAAAUUUUAUUACAUCACAGAGCAUCAUAUAUAAUUAAUAUAAUCAUCUCUCUCUCUCUGCAAUAAAAAUUAAAAUUUAUUGCUUUGUGAUAAUAAGCAAGAUAGUAACAAACUCAACACUAUUACACUGACAUAAAAUUACAACGAAUCCCACUCUACCUUAAAUUAUAAAAUAUACUCAACUAUUUUCACAUUGGCCUAGAGAUAAAUGAUGUAAAAAAAAAAAAAGAAGAAAUUAUAUUGAAUCCAUGCUGUCUUGAAAUCCAUAUGGAUUACAUCUCGACGAGCACAAAUAAAAGAUAUUAUGUAGCUUAUUUAGUAUUGUAAAUUAGGUUUUAUACCGUGUAAUGUGUGUAAUUUAAAUGGAAGUACUGACAUGAUAAAUCAAAAUUUAUUAUAACAUCUAUCAAGAGUCAAUCCAUUGCACGUUUAAAGUCUGUAUCAGAAGUUCAUUUAAAUAAAACUUGUACAUUAUGUUGUGUGAUUUGAUAAAAUAAAAAGUUUUAAGACUUUAA
Messenger RNA from Vespula pensylvanica (western yellowjacket), 2431 nucleotides. Its product is annotated as ubiquitin domain-containing protein UBFD1-like. NCBI's taxonomy places the organism in Eukaryota, Metazoa, Arthropoda, Insecta, Hymenoptera, Vespidae. The coding region runs from base 286 to 1080 and encodes 264 amino acids. The record is from RefSeq and is a predicted model, not a curated record. The transcript has 5 exons. Gene Ontology annotation, molecular function: cadherin binding; RNA binding.